Molecule: messenger RNA, 816 nt
Organism: Nothobranchius furzeri (turquoise killifish)
Lineage: Eukaryota; Metazoa; Chordata; Actinopteri; Cyprinodontiformes; Nothobranchiidae
Source: RefSeq, a predicted model, not a curated record
AUGCUGCAGCCAGACUUGAAUCUACUCGUGACGGCAGGAGAAGAUGUUUUAACGAGAAGCAGCGAUGAAAGGCGCCCGACAGAAGCUCCAGAGAAGCAGGAGAACCCGUUUGACUUCACUCCGCAGCUCCUUCGCCUCCACAAAGACCACGAACUGUUCGAGGAUGGAGACAUCCAGAGACACCUGUCUAUACAAGACCUCUUCAUUUCAGAGACAGAAGACACAUCUGCGCUCAGCGUGUCGGAGUUUGGCUGUCACAUCUCCGACUGCAGCGCUGUCUUCAGUACUUUGGACGACUAUGAGCACCACUACAACUCUCUUCACAGACACGUGUGCUGCUCCUGCCGCUGCUCCCUGCCCACUGCUCGUCUCCUCGACAUUCACAUCCAGGAGUGGCAUGACUCUCUUUUCACUGUCCUCGCCCAAAGGCAAGACAUGUACCAGUGCCUAGUUGAGGGUUGUGGACAGCAAUUUAGGACUAGUAAACAAAGGAAAGACCAUCUGAUAAUGAGUCACAAGUAUCCUCCAGACUUCAGAUUUGACAAAAACAAAAAGGGAAGAGGAACCAAAGCAAAGAGACAGCAGCAGAAGAACACAGCAAUGGAGGUUGUAGGUGUUGUGCAGGAGUCUCAGGGUGUGUGUGAGAGUAUAAGUGAUGAUCCUGAGGAAGAACAAUCCAUGGAAACGCAUGUGUCUAGUGAAGAAGGGUUCCUCCAACUGUGUGUUUUGGUCAUGGCUCGGUUCGAGGCUUCAGAGGAGGACGAUCCAGACGGAAAUAGAGCUCUGCAGCUGAGCUUUUUGUUCACUGCCCUGUAG